Messenger RNA from Plectropomus leopardus (leopard coralgrouper), 654 nucleotides. The record is from RefSeq and is a predicted model, not a curated record. Lineage: Eukaryota; Metazoa; Chordata; Actinopteri; Perciformes; Serranidae.
AUGAGCUCCCAGGAGGAGCAGGUCAACAGCUUGUCUCCUCCUGGGGACACUCUGAGACGGAGAAGGAGCAGUCCUCUGCUGUGCAGUCUGACCCUGAAGAGGCUGAUGGUCCUGAAGGAGCUGGACAGAGAGCUCAGCUCCGUGGUCAUCGCCGUGAAGAUCCAGGGAUCCAAACGGACUCUGAGAUCCAACGAGUAUCUUCUUCCUCCGGACGGCCUGAUGGAAACGGAGCUGGAGCUCACCUUCUCACUGCAGUAUCCUCACUUCCUGAAGCGAGAUGUGAACCGCUUGCACGUGAUGCUGCAGAGGAGGAAGAGGUACAAGAACCGAACCAUCCUGGGCUACAAAACCCUCGCCGUGGGCGUCAUCAACAUGGCCGAGGUGAUGCAGCAUCCGACGGACGGAGCCCACAUCCUGGGUCUCCAUAGCAACCUGAAGGAUGCCUCCGUGCGCACGGCGGAGCUGAGCGUCCAUUCUCUCACCAGCCAGCCAGUCGAGCACGAGGACACAAGCGGUCACCACGGCAACAAGACCAAGGCCUCGGAUCGCUCUCCUGACAUGGAGAACUACUGGGAGGACGAUGACGACAGCUUCUCCUCCGAACAGGAAGGAAGUGAUGACGCAGUUCCACCGCAGCUUCUUGCAGAGAUCUGA